AUGUUAGUGGUAAGGGUAGAGGGUGAACAAGUCAUGAUGAGUCAGAAUACCAAGAUAAGUAAGAGGUACCAGUUGAAUGUAAGUAAAGGAUACUGGUUGGGUGGCAAGGGCAUAGGGUUGAAUCAAAGAGAAAUGAAAGGCACAAAUCAGAAAAAGGAAAUAGGGGUGAUUGCCCAAAGUGGAAGGUGCACUGUGAAGUUUGUCAAUCCAGACGGCAAAGUAGAGCAGAAGAGAGGUCACUGGUGCAAUAUAUGCAACCAUUAUGAGGUGUACCAGAAGAAAUGUGCCAAGAUGGGACUAUGUGAGCAUCAUCAUGCAGUUCUGUGUGCAUUGGUGCAAGAACAGCAACAGGCAAAGCAACAGAGAAAAGUGAGUUUGUUGUCUGUGAUGAUCAGUCUGAAAUUCAAGGGAAUGGGGGAAUGGGCCAAAGGAUGCAGCCGAGGCCAGGAAGCCAAAAAGGAGCGCGAAGCACUCUGUUUGCUUCCUGUGCCGAAGGCACAACGGGUGUGA
Molecule: messenger RNA, 510 nt
Organism: Suillus subaureus
Lineage: Eukaryota; Fungi; Basidiomycota; Agaricomycetes; Boletales; Suillaceae
Exons: 9
Coding region: 1-510 (169 amino acids)
Source: RefSeq, a predicted model, not a curated record